Messenger RNA from Manis pentadactyla (Chinese pangolin), 3218 nucleotides. RefSeq names its product oncoprotein induced transcript 3 (gene OIT3). Bases 45 to 1685 code for a protein of 546 amino acids. Gene Ontology annotation, molecular function: calcium ion binding. The record is from RefSeq and is a predicted model, not a curated record. The transcript is spliced from 9 exons. Lineage: Eukaryota; Metazoa; Chordata; Mammalia; Pholidota; Manidae.
UUGAGAGGAUUUUCCAGUCUCCUUCUGGUGGCUGGUCCAAAAGGAUGGUUCAGUUCCUGCAGCUCACCUGCCUCUUCAUCACCAUCACACCGAUGUCACCAAUGGCCCUAGAUCCUUGUUCUGCUUACAUCAGUCUGAAUGAGCCCUGGAGGAACACUGACCACCAAUUCGAUGAGUCUCAAGGUCCCCCUCUUUGUGACAAUCAUGUGGAUGGGGAGUGGUACCGCUUCACGGGCAUGGCAGGGGAUGCCAUGCCCACCUUCUGCAUACCAGAAAACCGCUGUGGAACCCAUGCACCUGUCUGGCUCAAUGGCAGCCACCCUCUAGAAGGUGACGGCAUUGUGCAACGUCAGGCCUGUGCAAGCUUCAACGGGAACUGCUGCCUCUGGAACACCACCGUAGAGGUCAAGGCUUGCCCUGGAGGCUACCAUGUGUAUCAUCUGACCAAGCCCAGUGUCUGCUUUCACGUCUACUGUGGUCAUUUUUAUGACAUCUGUGAUGAGGACUGCCACGGCAGCUGCUUGGAUACCCGCGAGUGCACAUGCUCUCCAGGAACCGUGCUAGGCCCUGACAGGCAGACAUGCUUUGAUGAAAAUGAAUGUGAGCAAAACAAUGGUGGCUGCAGUGAGGUCUGCAUAAACCUCAAAAAUUCACAUCGCUGUGAGUGUGGGGUUGGCCGUGUGCUAAGAAGUGAUGGCAAGACAUGUGAAGACAUUGAAGGAUGCCACAAUAACAAUGGCGGCUGCAGCCAUUCUUGCCUUGGGUCUGAGAAGGGCUAUCAUUGUGAAUGUCCCCGGGGCUUGGUGCUGUCUGAGGAUAACCACACUUGCCAAGUCCCUGUGUUGUGUAAGUCAGACACCAUUGAAGUGAGCAUCCCCAGGGACCUGGUUGGCGGCCUGGAGCUCUUCCUAACCAACACGUCCUGCCGAGGAGUGUCCAAUGGCACCCACGUCAACAUCCUCUUCUCCCUCAAGACAUGUGGCACAGUGGUUGAUGUGGUGAAUGACAAGAUUGUGGCUAGCAACCUUGUGACAGGUCUCCCCAAGCAGACCCCAGGGAGCAGUGGGGAUAUCAUCAUCCGAACCAGCAAACUGCUGAUCCCAGUGACCUGUGAGUUUCCGCGCCUGUACACCAUCUCUGAGGGAUACGUUCCCAACCUUCGCAAUGCCCCACUGGAGAUCAGGAGCCGUAGCCAUGGAACCUUCCCCUUCACUCUGGAGAUCUUCAAGGACAAUGAAUUUGAAGAGCCUUAUCGGGAAGCUUUGCCCACCCUCAAGCUUCGAGACUCCCUCUAUUUUGGCAUUGAGCCCUUGGUGCAUGUGAAUGGUCUAGAAAGCCUGGUGGAGAGCUGCUUUGCCACCCCUACUUCCAAGAUCGAUGAGAUCCUGAAGUACUACCUCAUCCGGGAUGGCUGUGUUUCAGAUGACUCAGUAAAGCAGUACACAUCACGGGAUCACCUGGCAAAGCACUUCCAGGUCCCUGUCUUCAAGUUUGUGGGCAAAGACCACAAGGAGGUGUUUCUGCACUGCCAGGUCCUUGUCUGUGGAACGCCGGACGAGCGUUCCCGCUGUGCCCAGGGCUGCCGCCGGCGAGUGCGUCGUAAGGCAGUGGGAGGAGAGGACGCGGCUGAUCUGCAGAGCCGGAUGCUGACAGGUGGCCCAAUCAGCAUCGACUGGGAGGACUAGGAUGGCCCAGUGCCCUGCUUUGGGCUGCCUGUCUCUUUGACGCUUCUACCCAGGCCCUCUGAGAGCAUCGGUCGGCACCCUCGGACACCGAGCAUCUCAAAACCUCAGACUGUGGGUUUUGACAAAUUACCAGAACCAGCCCUCUCUGAUUCUGACCCACUGGGUUGGGAAAAGUCAGCUCACUGCUGCUGACCAAUCUGCCCCAGAUGGGCUUUCAUCGUCCUAAUGUGGAAAGCCAUGCUUUCCAUGCACAAAGCAGCCUAGCCAUUCCCAUACCUUUCCCACAAUAAAACACCUAUUGCAGGGUGCAAUAGGACCACGAAAAUCAAAAGCUGGGUAUAAUAUUUCAAAUGGGAACACACAAAAAAAAUAGUUGCUUGAAAUUACAACUUAAAUACCCAGUGACUCCUUAAAUAUGUAAAUAAUAAUUAUACCCUGAAAUUUUCAUUCAAAUUCAGAAUAAUUAUAGGGAAUGUGGAGGCUUAUCAAUAUAAGUGUGUAUUUAAAAUAUUAUUUGAUUUUUUAUGUUUUUAUAUUGUCUUAAGUGAAAUAUUUUCAAUAAAUGUAAAUAAAUUCAUUAAUAUGCAUUUAAGUGAUUCAAUGACUGAGCUCUAGACAAAAUUAAAAUUUGGUAUUUAUCUGCUCUAUUUGGUAUUCUAUCCCUCAGACUGAUGAAAUAUACCACAGAAAAAGGUAUAAAAUUAUACCAUACUCUGUUUUGUAGGUAUUUGAUAAAUUUUAUUAAAAUGAAUAUCAUAAACCACAAAGAUAAAUUUUAUCUGCAGUUAAAUUCAAUUGCUUAAUAUGCUAAGUAAUUUUAUGACUUUAUGUAAGAUCAGAAAGCAGCUUUUCUUUUUUCCUUUUAGAAAUGGCGACAAUCAACAAUUCUUAACAGAACCAAUGUAAUUAAGAAGAGAAAGGACAAUGUAAUCCAGAUCAAGGGUUAGCUAACCUUCUCUGUAAAGGCCCAAAUGGUAAAUAUUUUAGGCUUUCUGAGCCAGUCAGUCUUUAUUACAACUAUUCAGCUCCACUGUUGUAGCACCGGAGCAGCCACAAACAAAUGUGAGCAUGCCGGUGUUCCAAUAAAACUAUAAAAACAGGUGUUGGGCCUGAUUUGGCCCAUGGGCUUUCGUUUGCCAUUCCCCUACCUGAGUGGUCCUCAGCCCUCACAGUGUAUCAGAAUCACUUGCGGAAUGUUUAUAAAAUGCCUUUUGGUAGGUACCACACCCAGAGAUUCUGUUUUUAAUACUUCUCAGGUGAUUCUAAUCAGCAGUCCGGGCUGAGAAACAGUUUAGGGACUGACCAGUUUCUCACUCCCCUCAGAUUUCAGGGAAUUUUCCUAACUAUCUUCAGUGGCAGUUUUUACCAAGUGCUUCUCAGGUCUUAACAUGACACUACCACCACUUAGUAACUGGGACUAUCAACUGGAAUAGCUCACUGAAGAAAUAAUAAAACCUCAGAGACCUAACUCCAUCCGACCUCCACCUCCAUUGACCUUAAUCAGGUAAGCCUCUGAACUCACCCACUGUUCUU